Galendromus occidentalis (western predatory mite) is the source of this 1252-nucleotide messenger RNA. RefSeq names its product Tryptophanyl-tRNA synthetase, mitochondrial (gene TrpRS-m). Gene Ontology annotation, molecular function: ATP binding; tryptophan-tRNA ligase activity. The record is from RefSeq and is a predicted model, not a curated record. Gene Ontology annotation, cellular component: mitochondrial matrix; mitochondrion. The coding region runs from base 134 to 1180 and encodes 348 amino acids. The transcript has 5 exons. Gene Ontology annotation, biological process: mitochondrial tryptophanyl-tRNA aminoacylation. Lineage: Eukaryota; Metazoa; Arthropoda; Arachnida; Mesostigmata; Phytoseiidae.
GGCCUCCUGUUCGAAAUAAAAUAGAAUAGAAUGUCUCGAUGUCGAUUCCCCUGAGACCGGGAUUCUCUCUACCGUCGAAUCGCGAGAUGCCAAGAACCGUCUCAUGAUCCGAUGAGGAGUCUGCAACGACACGAUGAAAGCCGCCAGCGCCUUGGCGAAGUUUCCGCGCAGAGUUUAUUCUGGAAUUCAGCCGACCGGAGUUCCUCACUUGGGGAACUAUUUCGGCGCGAUCAAUCAAUGGAUAAAGUUGCAGAAAUCCUCGGACUGUCUCAUAUGUGUGGUGGAUCUGCACUCGGUGACGAUCCCGCAUUACGAUCCGCCCGUGCUCCGAUCGAAUAUCGAGCUGAUGACAGCAUCCCUCCUGGCGUGUGGAGUGAACGCAGACAGCAUUUAUCUCCAAAGUCUGGUCCCUGAGCACGGUCAGCUAGCGUGGAUGUUCAAUUGCAUCUCGACGAUGAACAGAAUGUAUCACUUCCCGCAAUUCAAGGAAAAGUCUACGGGGAUGAAAGAAACGCCUCUGGGUCUAUAUCUUUACCCGCUGCUCCAAGCUGCAGAUGUCCUCCUGUUCAAGGGCACUCACGUUCCGGUCGGUGAGGACCAGCUACCCCACAUACAUCUGAUAAAAGACAUAGCCGAAACCUUCAAUAAGCGAUUCGGGAAGACAGUCUUCCCUUACUGUGAGCCCCUCUUGAACACGGACAGCGCUCGAGUACGUGAUCUCAAGAAUCCUGAGAAGAAAAUGUCGAAGAGCGCACUGCCGCACGGUCGCAUCGAUAUAACCGAUCCACCAGACACUGUCAGAAAUAAAAUUCGCAAGGCAAUGACAGAUUGCACCUCAGCGGUGACGUUCAAUCCCACUCAGCGGCCCGGCGUUUCGAAUCUGGUCCUUCUCCAUUCCUUGUGUUCUGGUCAGAGCAUCGACGACAUUGUGCGAGACGCCAAGGAGUUGGACACCGGCAAGUACAAGGGGGUUGUCGCCGAAGCAGUGGUCGAGUUCCUGAAUCCGAUCCGCGAACGCACCGAAGAGCUGAACGGAGACAAGCAAAUGCUAUGGCAGAUCUUAAGGAGGAAUGCCGAGCGCGUCAGAGUUCAAGCCGCACAAACGUUGGAAGAAGCCAGAGUGGCGAUGGGUAUGGAUCACGCACCUGCCCCGGAUUCGCACGGCACUUCGCGUCGAUGAUCCGGCGCGAGGAACUCUCCGGAUCAAUGAAGGAUGAGGGUGUGGUUUGUGGGAGCACUAGUCGGACAUACU